UUUCCUACAGCGGGCUGCUCCUAAAACCCGGAGCAGCUGAGUGGUCUCAGCGGACAGUCCUCCUAGGGGCGAAGCCAGGCGGCUUGGGCAUGCUCAGUAGCUGGGAGAGGUUUGGGAGGAGAGUAAAAAGCUUUGACUCUGCCCCCACCCCCUCCUCUAGCCCCCGCCCCCCUUGCCCCUUCCCAGCCGUAGUAGUUCCCUGGCGUGCGCCCGUGGAGAGCAGGAACAUGGCGCUUGGAGCGAUAUAACAGAUGUAGCAGCAGCGGAGAAGCAGAUGAGGUACCGCGACUUCUCUGCUGACAGCCAGCCACCAGUAGAGAAGGUUUGCAGUGCCAGAGAUGAUACAGUGAAGAAUAGGCUUCCCUCCAGGCUGGCUCUUCAGCCACUAGCACUUUCUCAACCUUGCUACAGCCUCAGCAUUUGUAAAUUUGUAGAAAUACACUGUGGUGAAAUGCUUCUGUCUGUUGCCAAAAUGAACACUGAAGAAAAAUGAAGAAAACUGAAGAACACCAACAAAAAGUUUGCACAACAGAAGUAGCCAAACUCUUCUGGAAUCUUUAAUUCGUCCCCGGCCUUCGUAAAACAAAAAGUUUUUACAUCAUGUUUGGGAAGAAAAAGAAAAAGAUCGAAAUAUCUGGCCCAUCCAACUUUGAACACAGGGUUCAUACUGGAUUUGAUCCACAAGAGCAGAAGUUUACUGGCCUUCCCCAGCAGUGGCACAGCCUGUUAGCAGACACAGCCAACAGGCCCAAGCCCAUGGUGGACCCAUCAUGCAUCACACCCAUACAGCUGGCUCCCAUGAAGACAAUCGUCAGAGGAAAUAAAUCCUGCAAGGAAACCUCUAUCAAUGGUCUGCUAGAGGAUUUUGACAACAUCUCCGUGACUCGCUCCAACUCUCUAAGGAAAGAAAGCCCACCCACCCCAGAUCAGGGAGCAGCUAGCCGCAUUCAAGGCCACUCGGAAGAGAACGGCUUCAUCACUUUCUCACAAUAUUCCAGUGAAUCCGAUACGACUGCGGACUACACAACUGAAAAGUACAGAGACAGGAGUCUCUAUGGAGAUGACCUGGAUCUGUACUAUAAAAGCAGCCAUGCAGCCAAGCAAAAUGGGCAUGCCAUGAAGAUGAAACAUGGAGACGCUUACUACCCUGAGAUGAAGUCUUUGAAAACCGACCUGGCCGGAUUCCCUGUCGACUAUCACACCCACUUGGACUCUCUGAGAAAAUCAAGUGAAUAUGGUGACCUUAGGUGGGAUUAUCAGAGAGCCUCUAGUAGCUCCCCUCUGGACUACUCAUUCCAGCUCACGCCUUCUAGAACUGCAGGGACCAGCAGGUGCUCCAAGGAGAGUCUGGCAUACAGUGAAAGUGAUUGGGGACCCAGCCUGGAUGACUAUGACAGGAGGCCAAAAUCAUCAUACCUGCAUCAGACGAGCCCUCAGCCAGCCAUGCGCCAGAGAUCCAAGUCCGGCUCAGGGCUUCAGGAACCCAUGAUGCCAUUUGGAGCAAGUGCAUUUAAAACUCAUCCUCAAGGACACUCGUACAACUCCUACACCUACCCUCGAUUGUCCGAGCCCACAAUGUGCAUUCCAAAGGUGGAUUACGAUCGAGCACAGAUGGUCUUCAGUCCUCCACUGUCAGGGUCCGACACUUACCCCAGAGGCCCCACCAAACUACCUCAAAGUCAAAGCAAAGCAGGCUACUCUUCAGGCAGCCACCAGUACCCUUCUGGGUACCACAAAGCAUCUCUAUACCACCAUCCAUCCCUGCAAACCAGUUCUCAGUACAUCUCCACCGCUUCUUACUUAAGCUCUCUCAGUAUCUCCUCGAGCACCUACCCUCCACCUAGCUGGGGCUCCUCCUCAGACCAGCAGCCCUCAAGGGUAUCCCAUGAACAAUUCCGAGCUGCCCUGCAACUGGUGGUCAGCCCAGGAGACCCCAGGGAAUAUUUGGAUAACUUUAUUAAAAUCGGAGAAGGGUCGACAGGCAUCGUGUGCAUUGCAACAGAGAAACACACAGGCAAGCAAGUGGCAGUGAAGAAAAUGGACCUCCGAAAGCAGCAGAGACGGGAACUCCUUUUUAAUGAGGUCGUGAUAAUGCGUGAUUACCACCAUGACAACGUAGUUGACAUGUACAACAGCUACCUUGUUGGAGAUGAGCUCUGGGUGGUCAUGGAGUUUCUAGAAGGUGGUGCCUUGACAGACAUUGUCACUCAUACCAGAAUGAAUGAAGAGCAGAUAGCUACUGUCUGCCUGUCAGUUCUGAAAGCUCUGUCCUACCUUCAUAACCAAGGAGUGAUUCACAGGGACAUAAAGAGUGACUCCAUUCUUCUGACAAGCGAUGGCCGGAUAAAGUUAUCUGACUUUGGUUUCUGUGCUCAAGUUUCCAAAGAGGUGCCAAAGAGGAAGUCACUGGUGGGUACCCCAUACUGGAUGGCACCUGAGGUGAUUUCCAGGCUACCUUAUGGGACAGAGGUGGACAUCUGGUCCCUCGGGAUAAUGGUGAUAGAGAUGAUUGAUGGGGAGCCCCCCUAUUUCAAUGAGCCUCCUCUGCAGGCCAUGAGGAGGAUCCGGGACAGUUUACCUCCAAGAGUGAAGGACCUACACAAGGUUUCUUCCAUGCUCCGAGGAUUCCUAGAUCUUAUGUUGGUGAGGGAGCCCUCUCAAAGAGCCACAGCUCAAGAACUCCUUGGACAUCCAUUCUUAAAAUUGGCAGGUCCACCAUCUUGCAUUGUUCCUCUCAUGAGACAAUACAGACAUCACUGAGAGGAUUCACACAGGAUGCAAAGCUAGGCAAAGACAUGAGAAUGAUUCAGGAGAACAUGAGGAAACCCACAGAACAUGCAAAGACCUGUGCUUUCUAAACCAGCUGAUUGGUGGAACAGUGUGAUGACCUGACCGGCAGGGUUCGACAGACCAGGGCAUCUUCUAGUGUCUUAAAUAAUAGGCAUCUCUCCACUGACAGCUGGCAUGGUCAUUUGGAGCAUGGCUUUAAUUAAUAAGUCAUUAUUAUACAUUUUCAGCCCUUCCAGUAAAUCAGAAGGACUCAGUACAAACUCCGUUACGAUAUAUCCUAGCCACAUGCAGGGUACCACAUAGGAUUUUCUAUAUUGAAAGAAUACUUUUCUGGCAAAAUAAAAAAAAAAAAGAUAAAGAAAGGAAGAAAAGAAAAUAAAAAGCACUUUUUUUCUUAAUGGUAGCAGUGUAAUGUAUUUUGCAAUGAAUUUGUAACUUUUCUGUACGAUAGUUUUGAUAAUUUAUAGUACUUUGAUGUCACGUAGCCAUUGUCUCGGUUGAAGUAACACUUGUUUACUAGCAGGAGUUUGAACAAAGCCUUUCCUACUUUUUUAUCCCUUUCAGAGAACCAACGAUUCUUUAGGAACUUUGAAUACUAAAUGACCCUCAGUCACCGUCAGCUUUAGCAGAAUAUCUUUCUUAUCUUAACAAGUGUCUUAUGUAGUGGAAGAAGAGUUAGGAGGGAUGGUGAUGGUGCGGACACUUCGCUUACCCAGCCAAAUAUAACAAAAUAAAAUUUGAGCCACAGAAUCGCCAAACGAUUCCUUGAGAUAAUGCUAAGUAUUUUGAAAAAUUACAUUUCCUUCAAGGAUUCUGGGAACACCCCAUUGGUUUUUUUUGUAGAGCAAGAUAUUUCCCUUGAUGCCCACCUUCAAAUAGGCAUGGCAUCCUCAGUGGCCAAAUUUCCCUCCCAGGGAGUAAUUUUAGCGCUGGGAUCUUUGGACUCAGAUCUCCAGGUAGAAUGUUUCAGUGAGACCAUGGAAAUACCAGGCUCACAAAGGGAGAAUGAACAAGGCAAGUUGUUUGGUUUUGUCCGUCACUGUUUCUAAGACUUUGUAUGCUAGCACACCAAACUCUUGUCUGUAUUUACCUUCAUGCCACAGUAUUUAUCACUGUUAUUCAUGUAUUGUGCGGAAAGUCUGAACGGAUGAUAGAGGAUGAAUUAGCAAGGGGGUACUUUACCAAGUAUGGUCUAACUUCAGUGGUGACCAUGUUAUAAUGUGUUUCUGACAUAAGGAGAGUUGUGCUGCUGUCUCGAUCUUCCUGAAUGUUGAUAAAAAUGAAUGACUACUACAAUACAUUUUGUGUUGCUUGUUGGAUGAAUUUGCAUGUUAACUGUAGGCCAGUAUAGAUUUGCCUUUAAAACUCUGGAAGCGCUACAUAGUCAUCAUUAGUUUCUAUUAAUUAUGCAUCAGACAAAAGCCAUUUGUUACCAAACUGGAAAACCAGAGGCUUUAUUUAAUGACUUUGCAUACUGUAACAAAUAUGAAAAUAUAUUUGUGAAGAUACUCUGGUUGCUCUAAGCAUAAUUAAGAAUUUUUUGUAAUUAAUAGGUUGAUAAUUAUUUAUUUUAAUUUAAAAGGAAAAAAGGCAUAAAAUGACCUUCUGCUGAUUAGCUGUUCAAUUUUUCCCCAAACUGGAAAUGCUCUACAAUAAAUAGAAUCUAUAACUUUGUUUUAUAAAACACAGAAGAUCAAUGUUUUAUGAAAACUGUUAAGAUCUUAAUACAAAUAUGUGAGAGUAACGGCAAUCUCAAUUCCCAAAAUGGUAGUCCUAAAAUGUCACAAAAAAGUGUCAUAAUUCAACCAGGACUAUGUAGGGGAGGAAAGAGAGUAAACCAGAAUCAUUUUAAACCAGAAUCAACAUUGAAAAAUUCAUUGCAAACUCUGCAGAAAUAACAGAUUUUGGACUCAAACAAAUUUCGACGGUGUAAUGGAAAAAAAUUUUUUUUCUGUAAUUUUCUUAUCAUUGGGCAUUUUUUUACAGUAUUUGGUGAGUUUACUAAAUGUUACUGUAGCUUAAAGGAAUCUGUGAGCAGUGAGCAUUGGCAGAAGCUGCACCACAAAUAAAGUAAGUGUUUGCCUUUUUCCCACCGUGCUGUUG
This is a messenger RNA of Mus musculus (house mouse), 4893 nucleotides long. RefSeq names its product p21 (RAC1) activated kinase 5 (gene Pak5). The transcript has 11 exons. Gene Ontology annotation, biological process: cytoskeleton organization; apoptotic process. Bases 601 to 2760 code for a protein of 719 amino acids. NCBI's taxonomy places the organism in Eukaryota, Metazoa, Chordata, Mammalia, Rodentia, Muridae. Gene Ontology annotation, cellular component: cytoplasm; nucleus; nuclear membrane. Gene Ontology annotation, molecular function: protein serine/threonine kinase activity; protein serine kinase activity; ATP binding. The record is from RefSeq and is marked validated.